GUGGAGGAAUGUGUAAACUGCCUAGCUUGUCAUCUAGCUUGUAUCUUGGCAGCGAGCUGUCUGACGUUAGCUCACUGACAAACUUACAUAGCUAGUCUAGCUAUGUCAGUAAUGCUGAUGUUUCUAAGUCCAACGUGAUAUUAUGACUACUGGUAAGCUAAUUAGCUAGCAAACAACAUAUGCUCAUCUAAAUACUAACUAGCAGCGUCUGUGCUGGAAGUGGAAUGAGCUAGCGAUUAAUGUUAGGCUAGUGUAUUUUAAUGCCCGACGAUUUGGAUAGCCAGGCGGAGGACAUCUGGGCUCGCCUGAAGCCGAAGGAGCCGUUACCGUCUCAGUGCUGCGGUAGCGGGUGUCGUCCUUGUGUUUUCGACACCUAUCAGAAAGAAAUUGAGAGAUGGACCAGGGCCAAAGAGAGGGGGGAUCCCACACUUCUCACGGGGAACAGUCAGUCAGUGCAGAGGAGGGACGUCGUCGCUCUGAGCCCAGAAUCCUUCAUCGCCUUUCAGCUGGAAUCGGUUGAAGCUUUAACAGAGGACACAAAUCUCUACAGAUUCAAGCUUCCAUCUGCUGGCAGUCUAGGACUACAACUUGGACAGCACUUGGUGCUGAGAGGUGUUGUUGAUGGUCUGGAGGUUCAGAGAGCAUACACCCCCAUCAGCCCAGUGACUACGCAGGGGAGCUGUGAGUUUCUUAUUAAGCUGUACAAAGAUGGCCUCAUGUCCCAGUACAUCAGGACAUGGAAAGCAGGGCAGAGUAUUGAGUGGCGAGGCCCAUUCGGAGGCUUCUCCUACAAGUCAAAUAAGCACGGGCAGCUCCUGAUGAUUGCCUCGGGUACAGGCAUUGCGCCUAUGAUCCCUUUGCUUCAGGCCAUCACUGACGAUGAGGAGGAUGAGACCUUCGUCAUGCUGGUGGGCUGCUUUAGAACAUACAGAGAUAUCUACAUGAAAGACUUCCUCCAAGAGCAGGCUCAUUUCUGGAAUGUCACAACAUAUUUUGUGCUCAGCAAGGAGGAGAGCCUUGAAAACCUGCCCUGGAGUUACCGUGAGAAGACCCAUCUUGGCCGCCUGGAUAUGGACGUGGUGCACACUUUGGUGAAGUCUUGUCAGAAACCACCUUUCGCUCUCAUUUGUGGCUCGGUAGAAUUUAAUAAUGACGUGUUCGACCUACUGAGAAGAGCUGGGCUCGAUGAAGAGUCCUGUUUCAGAUUUUGAAUCCUUGGGCCGGAGGAUUCCCCUUGAAGAAGCAAGAAACAGGAAGCAGAGUGGGUGGAGUUUCAGAGUCAUGGGACU
Megalops cyprinoides (Indo-Pacific tarpon) is the source of this 1289-nucleotide messenger RNA. RefSeq names its product NADH-cytochrome b5 reductase-like. The record is from RefSeq and is a predicted model, not a curated record. The coding region runs from base 261 to 1211 and encodes 316 amino acids. NCBI's taxonomy places the organism in Eukaryota, Metazoa, Chordata, Actinopteri, Elopiformes, Megalopidae. Gene Ontology annotation, molecular function: oxidoreductase activity. The transcript is spliced from 6 exons.